Dermacentor silvarum is the source of this 1814-nucleotide messenger RNA. RefSeq lists its product as uncharacterized. The record is from RefSeq and is a predicted model, not a curated record. The transcript is spliced from 8 exons. NCBI's taxonomy places the organism in Eukaryota, Metazoa, Arthropoda, Arachnida, Ixodida, Ixodidae. Bases 230 to 1675 code for a protein of 481 amino acids.
GUAGGCUUGGUGUCUGUUGCUCUAGUAGUCGCGCUAGCACCUACGAAUAUUUUUCGUCCAAUCACAUUUCUCUUAACGCGGUUCUUGGGCGCAAAGAAAGGAGACGUACGUGGGGCAGGUUUGAAGUCGUCACUACACUAUGUGCAUCGAAUCAUAAUUACGUUUACAGUCUCUGGUGUCAACAGCCGCGUACAAGAAACGUGGGCAAGAACUCGUUCAAAACAAACGAAUGGAUACCGGAAAGCUCAUUGCCCACCCGAGUGUUCGGGUCAGAGGAUCCGAACACAGUUUCGAACCUAUCGAAUGCGCCGGCGAAAAGUGCGUGGCGCAGCCGGUUCCUCAUCUGCACUGUCCGUUCUGCAGCAAGAACACCGUAUUUAAGGAUGCACGCAUUGUGAAAGCGCACUAUAGGGUCAAGCACGUCGACAAAGGCCUGUACUUUGCUGGGUUAAAAAUGCUGCGAUGCUCUGCUACUUGCAGAAUAUCGGGAAGCAUUAAGGGUGAAAAAAAAUUUAGAGGGCCCCACUGGCACUGCUACAAAUGCAGGAAUGGUUUUUGCAGACGUGAUGAAGCAAUGAAGCAUUUCGAGACGCAUUUCAAGUUGCCACAAACAACAUUUCAGAUUAACAUAGUUCAGGAUGUUAACGAAGGAAUGGGACUUCAGUCACGUUUAGACAGCAGUUUGGUUGAACAUUCUGAAUGUCAGAUGUCAUCAGCAUCUGAUAUUAGUACAGAUAUGGACUCAAACACAGCAGUUGCUGUGACAGUCGAUAUGACUGAAGAGCCAUCAGAAAAUCCAGGAUCCCCGAACACUACAGAAGAACCAACAACAGUCAUGAUCAUUCAGGAGGAUGACACCAGGUCGCUCUCAUCAGAUCCAGGCUGUAUUAUGAAGAGCCGUGAAGAAGACCUUUCAGAAAAGAAUAUCUUCCUUGAAAAACUAUUGACUGAAUUUAAACAGCAAAUGGACAACCUGAAAGCAAAGUAUACACACACUGAGAACAUGCUCCAGCUAGAAAUUAUUUCUUUACGCCGCCAGCUGGAAAAGAAAAACACUGAACUUGAAAAUUUGAAGAAGCAGCAGGCAGAAUUGCUCUCUAACAAGACACCCCAGUUGAACAGCUCUCUUCAGAAGCUGCUCAAAGCCAUGCAGAAUCAACAUUCUGAACUACUCAUGCAGCAUAUAGCCCAAGCACGAAAUGAAGCCUUUCAGAGUGCAUUGAAUGAGCUCCAGAAUGGCACUACAAUAUUAACAACAGUGGAGAACAGUAGCACCACCUUUCUCCAACAAGAAAACAACUCAAUGGUUGCCAUGGUCCUCAACAGCUCUGGUACUCUCGGAAUCCCCAUGUCCCUGGCCACGAACAGCAGUCCUUCAGUUGUGUGCCCUCCAGCGAAGACUCUUCUGCAGAAACUGGGAACAACAGGAAUGCCAGUAAUGAUUUCUGGCCAGCAGGCGUUUGUUCAUCCUCAGUCUAGAACUGUUCAGCAAACGGUUGGCAGUCAGAACCUUGUGCUCACUCUAGCUGACACAAGUGAAGUGUCUCAAGAUCUUAUCUCCAGUGCACAGCAGGGCAGCACUGUAGUUGCUUGCACGGAUCUGCAAUAUCAGUUACCUGCAGUAACAUCUGAUAGCAAAGACGAACAAGAAGCUCCUGAAGAAUGUACAUCUUGAUGCACAGACUAUGUGCAGCCUCCAUCACUUCAGGAAGCCUGAUCUGUGUUUGUUUUACAUCACGGAGGAAGAUUAUUUAGGAGUUGAAACUCCUUUCAGCGCGAUCACGUGCGGGCGACCAGAUAACUUCAGAAAAAUA